UUCUUUGAUGAAACUCCCGCGUCACUCAGAUUAAUAAUAAGAGACAAAAAAUUUCUCAUUUUCAAACCUCAGAUUAGAGAGAGAGAGAGAGAGAGAUGUUUGGGAAAAUCAGAGGAGCUUCGACUUCGUCACUAGACAGCUUGGAGUUAGAGAGACCAACUUCCAAGAUUUUCAGAGACGAUCCUCUCUCCAUUUAUGAGGUUACACUCAUGAAGCUUAAAUUAGGCUCUCAACGUGAGCUAAGUUCACACUCCGAGCAGACAGGGCCGCAGAUAGAAACUGAUUCUGCUUCAUGCUCCUCUUGUGCUGGGGUGAUGAAGAUAAAUGCAGGUUGUUCUGAAAAAUGUUCUCAAGACAUUGUGGGUUCCCCUAAUGAGGGGGCAAUGGCAAUAGAUACAGAAUGUUCCUCUGGUAGUGUUUUGCCGGGUUCAAUUGAUUCUCCUUGUUUGGGCAGCAAGAAACAGCAACAGAACAGGAAUGUUUCGGUUCUUUACCUCUUUUCUAAAUUUAAGGAUUCUCAUCGACAAGUUGUAAGCUCAUCCUGCGAGGACGCGAUGCCAAUAGAGGAUGGUUGUUCUGAAAGUUCUUGGACAAAUUCAAGUGAUUGUCAUCAAUCUCUUAAAAGCAUGGAACAGCAGAUGGAUCAGGAAUGUGUAACCUCUUUAGCUCUGCAGAAUGUAAGAUCUGAACUGGGAUGCGCUUAAUUUAGGCUCACUUGGCUGUUUUAUAAGUUCAUUUACUUUGAAGUCAAUUGUUUCUGAUGUUGUUUCAAUGCCCAUGUAUGGGGAAAUGUUGUAAUGCAUGGAAAAGAAAGUCAGCUAUCAAAGUUUCAGUGUUAUUGCCUA
Molecule: messenger RNA, 845 nt
Organism: Quercus robur (English oak)
Lineage: Eukaryota; Viridiplantae; Streptophyta; Magnoliopsida; Fagales; Fagaceae
Exons: 2
Coding region: 96-704 (202 amino acids)
Source: RefSeq, a predicted model, not a curated record